AUGGACCUCACACAGAGGGAAGAGCAGGUGCUCACUGCGGACGACACCGUUGGAAGCUUGGGCUUGGUCUUCAUGUCGCUCCCACCGUUGCCACCACCUCCAAUGAUAGUAAAACAUGUGCACGAGGGCACAUGGGCAGAGAAUGCCGGGAUUGGUCCCGGUUGCGAAGUCUUAGAACUGGGUGGCCUGAAGGUUGGCAGCAUGACGCGAGAGGAGUUCACACAGGCUAUUAAGAGCCGGCCUUUGCGCAUUCGUGUGCAGCCGCCCAACUGCGGCGCAUGGAAACAGGUGGCUCACUUUCAGAAAGAGACGGUGCGUCUUCAAUUCAAAAAGGUCAUGCUGCAAAAGGCUCUUCGAGAUGAGCAUGACAAGGUGAAGACAGAGUUGGGGAUUGACAUUCAAGCAGAAGAAGAUCGGAAGAACAAGAACAACCAAACAAAAGCAGAAAUUCUGCAGCAACGUCAGCGGGUCGAGGAUCAGAAGCAACAACUCGUGGCUCAAGAAGCGGAACUCCAGAAGAUGAGGGAGAAGUGUGAAGUGUACGAACGAGAGACACAAAAUCGGAGGAAGGCGAUGCAAGCCGAAUCUUUGUACUUGGAGAAGCAGCAAGCCGAACUGGAUCGAGCCCGCCACGAGUUCAACGAGAUGCGCAAGAAUGCACUCGAGGCCCUUGAGAAAGAGAAGCAAGAAGUGGCGGGUGAAAGGAAAAAGCUUGAAGCUCAGAAGGAUGUUACAUCUAUAGCUCAGGAGGAAAGGGACGACUUGGAGUCCGAAAGACACCGCUUGCAGCAACAAAGUCAAGAGCUUUUGGCGGAUCGUGCGACCUUCGAAGCGGCCGUGGAGCAAAUGAAGGUGGAUUUGGAGCAGCAGAAGGCGCGGCUCUUGCAGGAGCGGGCCGAGAUGGAGGAGGACGUCGAAGAAAUCCUAGCACAACAGAAGGAACUGCAGGCUCAAAAGGCAAAGAUGGGGUCGUUGGAAACGGAUCUGGAGAAGCAAAAGGCUGAAUUGAAGGCGGCCUCGCUGCAUGGGAAGGCAUAG
Durusdinium trenchii is the source of this 1038-nucleotide messenger RNA. NCBI's taxonomy places the organism in Eukaryota, Dinophyceae, Suessiales, Symbiodiniaceae. The record is from the annotation of a GenBank genome assembly.